AUGUCGAUGCAAUCUUCAACGAUGGCGGGUCCUUCUCGACCUUCCAAGAACCCGAAGAAAAAACACGCCAAACCACUGAAAUCCAAGAGGGUCAAGAGGGCAACUGAGCUGCAGAAAAUCGAGGCCUUGGAUAAGGAAGCGAUGUCCUAUAUAGCUCCAGCAGACUUGAGUGCAUUUGCUUCUCUGCCGAUAACCGAACAAACCAAACGAGGCUUAAAGAAAGCAUUUUUUGUCGAUAUGACUGAAAUUCAGACGCAGAGUAUACCGAUAUCGUUAAAGGGCAAGGACGUGCUAGCUGCCGCCCGGACAGGGAGUGGCAAGACUUUGGCAUUCCUUGUACCAGUGCUAGAAAUCCUCUUUCGUCGGAAAUGGGGGCCAAGUGAUGGACUCGGAGCACUGAUUAUUUCUCCAACCCGUGAACUCGCGGUUCAGAUCUUCGACGUGUUACGAUCUAUUGGAGGGUUUCAUUCCUUCUCUGCGGGCUUGGUCAUCGGGGGCAAGAAUUUGAAGGAUGAGAAAGACCGACUCUCGAGGAUGAAUAUCUUGGUGGCCACGCCUGGACGGCUGCUGCAGCAUAUGGAUCAGACACUCGGAUUCAACGCAGAUAAUUUGCAGAUACUCGUGCUCGACGAAGCCGACCGUAUAUUGGACAUGGGAUUCUCGCGUACGCUGACCGCCCUUCUAUCCCACCUCCCUAAGUCUCGCCAAACACUCCUCUUCUCUGCGACGCAAACCCAAUCUGUACAAGAUUUAGCUCGUUUGAGUCUCAAAGAUCCUGUACCCAUCGGCGUCGGUGAAGCUGGCGACCCAUCCGCCUCUGCCACCCCUCAGAGUCUUGAACAACACUACACCGUAUGCCCUCUGGACAAGAAACUCGACGUUCUAUGGAGUUUUAUCAAAACACAUCUGCAGUCCAAAAUCGUCGUAUUCAUGUCCAGCUGCAAGCAAGUAAGAUUCGUGUUCGAAACCUUCUGUAAACUCCACCCAGGUGUCCCUUUGCUCCACCUCCACGGGAAACAAAAGCAAACCACUCGUCUUUCAAUGUACACUAAAUUCACAUCCACAUCCCAUGCCGUCUUAUUCGCUACCGAUAUCGCUGCUCGUGGUUUAGACUUUCCCGCAGUCGAUUGGGUCAUUCAAGUCGAUGCUCCAGAAGACGCCGACACUUACAUCCAUCGCGUAGGUCGUACUGCGAGAUAUGGGAGCGCUGGGAAAGCACUUAUGUUUUUGCUUCCGAGUGAAGAACAGGGGAUGUUGGGUCUUUUGGAGGCUAAGGGCAUAACCAUCAAGAACAUCAAAGUUCGACCAAGUAAAACUCGCAGCAUUGAAAACGAAUUGCAGAAUCUUGCGUUCAAGGAUCCGGAGAUCAAAUACCUUGGACAAAGGGCGUUCGUCUCAUACAUGAGAUCAAUAUACUUACAAAAGAACAAGUCAGUGUUCAAACUUGAAGGCUUACCCAUCCAACGCUUCGCCGAGUCUCUGGGCCUGCCUGGAGCACCGAAGAUAAAAUUCCUCAGCAAGGAACUGGCAGCCCAGAAAAAGAACGCCUCGCGGACUGUUGCUGCUGCGCAGGCCGAAGUCCUCAAGGAAAAGGCCGACGACUCGGACGACGACCUGAUGGAGUCCUCGGACGAGAGCGAUGAGGGAACUACAAACGAGCAAGCGACCAAGCUGACAAAAACGAAUGGCGUUCGCACGAAAUACGACCGCAUGUUCGAACGCAAGAAUCAAAACAUCUUAUCGGAGCAUUACAAUAAGCUUAUAGAUCAUGACGAUGAUGCGGAUGAUGCGGACGACUUCAUUACCCUGAAGCGCGCCAACCAUGACAUCGAUGAUGACUCCGAAGAAAGUGAUAUUGACUUGUCUCAGCUGUCCAAACGUAAACAACGGAUGGGCCGUAUCAAACGCAUCGUAGCUACAGCCCCUCUCCCCAAGAAACUGGUAUUCGAUGAUCAAGGGAAUCCCCAUGAUGUCUACGAGCUCGCUGACGCUGACAGGCUGUAUGAGGAACGCGGGGGGUUGGAAGGAGUCAAGGAGGAGGGCAAGAAGUUUGCGGAAGGAGAACGGGGCAAGAUGAGAGUGACAGAUCAGGUUGACAAACAAGAAGCCAGGGACAAGAAACGGGAAAAGAAACGGAAAAGGAAAGAGAGAGAGCGUGGAACAAACGUGGAUGUGGAUGAGUCCGGGGCUGUCGUGGCGCCUCCAUCCGACGACGAUGGAUAUGUCUCCCCUGAAUUCAACCUUCCAGACCUAUCCUCGGAGGAUGAAGAACACUGGCGAACUGCUCCGCCACCACCGAAGCGCAGUAAAAUAUCGAAUACUAAAUCAGAACGAUACCCGUCACCUCUGGACGAUCUCGAGGCGGACGAAGAACUGGCCUUGCAGUUGCUACGUAGGAAGUAA
Messenger RNA from Pleurotus ostreatus (oyster mushroom), 2403 nucleotides. RefSeq names its product ATP-dependent RNA helicase dbp4 (gene DBP4). The coding region runs from base 1 to 2403 and encodes 800 amino acids. The record is from RefSeq and is a predicted model, not a curated record. NCBI's taxonomy places the organism in Eukaryota, Fungi, Basidiomycota, Agaricomycetes, Agaricales, Pleurotaceae. Gene Ontology annotation, biological process: rRNA processing. Gene Ontology annotation, molecular function: ATP binding; nucleic acid binding. The transcript has 8 exons. Gene Ontology annotation, cellular component: nucleus.